Aspergillus piperis CBS 112811 is the source of this 3643-nucleotide messenger RNA. It is a transcript of the gene pdeB, whose product is annotated as 3',5'-cyclic-nucleotide phosphodiesterase PDE2. Gene Ontology annotation, molecular function: 3',5'-cyclic-nucleotide phosphodiesterase activity. Lineage: Eukaryota; Fungi; Ascomycota; Eurotiomycetes; Eurotiales; Aspergillaceae. The record is from RefSeq and is a predicted model, not a curated record. The transcript is spliced from 2 exons. Gene Ontology annotation, biological process: signal transduction. Bases 234 to 3257 code for a protein of 1007 amino acids.
AAGUCUCUCCUUUUUCACUUCGACUUUCUCAACGCUCCUUCGCUCCUCUUUGUACCGUGUACCGGCCGUUCGUUCCUCCCUUGAGAUUUCCCGACCCUUCCACACCACCUGUACUACUAUAUCCAUCAACCAUAUGAACCCGAGUUCGGACCGGCUAGGCUGCUAUAUAUUCUCCUCUCACAUCUGUUAUUGUCCUGAGACUUGACAUUCCGGAGUGGAGCCCCCCCCCCUAGAUGAUGGGCGUUUCAAAUCCAACCGACACCAUGGAUGGCAUCGAAUGCUCUGCAAUUUAUAUCGACCACCGUGUCCGAUCAGAACGCUGGGUGUAUCAAGGUACUCCGGAAGCACCGGCAGGCGCGGAGUCGGAUUCGGGAACAAUCGAGGAACCGGAAUCGUUGUCGGCCGACGUUCAAGUUCUGUUAGGAGUUUGUAAACGCAUCUAUCUCUGUCAGGUCGGCACCGCUAUCGCAAACAAGUUAGCAGAGAUAAGCGACGGGGCUCAGAGUCGCUGCACACCUAUCUUCGUUUUCUUCGACAUUGAUAUACACGGCGAGGAGGCCGCUCUGCAGCGCCGCCGAGCGAGCCGCGGUUCGUGGCCCGAUGUAUCGCCUCCGUCGCCGGCGUCCCUGCGUCGCGGUUUUACAUUCACCUCACAGUGGGAAGGGGCGUACGACCUGAAGUUGCUGUCAGGCUUGUCCGCGGACAUCCAAGUUCAGGAUGGCCCCAACGUGAUCGUUCCGGUCGCUGUUCUGCGCCCUCCCUUCGCCGACCCCACUAGCGCCUCCCCGGCCGACCAACCCCGUAUUCCGUCUUUCCCUGAUCCUCAGCAUAUCUCCAAGUGCCUGGAUGCUGGUGCCGUGGACGUGUUAGUAACCCCGUUGGAUAGCUGUAGAGCUCAAGCUCUGGUUGUCCAGGCGUACCGGACUCGUAAAACGGCUCUCCGGGAACAGUCGCGCUUCCUCUCCCGAAAGAAACUGCGGAAACACUCGUGGGUGGGCGUCAAUGACGAGCAACCCUAUGCGUAUCUUCGAGAAGCCAUGGUCUCCAAGCUCAUGCGAGGCAUCUGCAAUCCCGAAGAGGUUAUCGAGGAGUUCCAGGACCGGGAACUGGACGUUCGUCCGGACCGCGCGGAUUUCGUAAGAGAACACAUUGCACAAUGGGGUUUUACCGCCCAUGAGUUUUCGGACGACGAAUUGGUCUUGGCUGCAUUUGAAAUGCUGCAGCAUGCUCUGCAAUACCCGGAACUGGAGCAGUGGCAGCUGACACCAGGUGAACUUCGCACGUUUCUUCUCGCCUGUCGCGCCUCAUAUAAUUCCUUCGUUCUUUACCAUAACUUCCGACACGCAAUCGAUGUGUUGCAAUCGGUCUUCUGCUUCCUGUUGCACAUCGGCGCUCUUCCCCCCUACGGGCCUAAUAGCCCGACGGUCGGCGACAAAUGUCCGAUCGCAUCCCUCCUCACUCCGUUCGAUACCCUUACCCUUUUGAUCUCCGCCAUUGGCCACGACGUCGGCCAUCCGGGCGUGAACAACUUCUUCCUGGUCAAACUGAAUGCCCCGCUGGCACAGCUAUACAACGACAAUUCAGUCUUGGAGGCAUUCCACUGUGCUGCCUUCUCCCAGAUCCUGCGUCGUUACUGGCCGACCGCAUUCAAGGAUCGACAACUUCGCAAGCUUCUGAUCAGCUCUAUUCUCGCCACGGACAUGGGAGUGCACCAGAAAUUCAUGGAACGGUUGGGGUCGCUCCAGGAGAAGUUCCACGAAAACAACCGGACUGUGGAUGGGUGGAAGCCCCAAGACUUGGAGCUUUAUAAGACACUGCUGUGUGGGCUGCUGAUCAAAUGCGCUGAUAUCAGUAACGUGGCGCGCCCGUGGGAUGUUGCGGAGAAGUGGACCCAGAUCCUGCAGGAGGAAUUCGCCAAUCAGGGCGAGAUGGAGAAGGAGGUUGGGAUGGAGACUGCACUAUUCGGCGGCCCACCGGAAUUAGGGAAUAUUUACAAGCUCGCCACCGGCCAGAUUGGAUUUAUGUCGAUUUUCGCUUUGCCGCUGUUCGAGGGCGUGUCUGACAUCCUGCCCGACCUGAAGUUUACGGUCGAGCACAUUCGCAGCAACCAGUCGAAAUGGCAUUUCCUCGCCGACAUGGAGAAGAAUCGGCAAACCCUGCAGACUGAUCUUCGUCCGGACGACUUGGUGUCGCCCCGCACUCAGAGUCCCAUCCCAAGUUUGAGGGGCCUCCACGCGCCGCUAGCCAUCAAUAGUCCGAAAACCCCCAUCAAACCAGCCCUUCCGACCAGUGAACCUGCGAGUCGGCGGUCAACCCCAGAUGAUUACUUUGGUACCGCUCCUACCCCGCUGGGCUCGGACGAUGCGCCCAGCGACUAUAAUGAGAACACUAUUAGUCCCGUUGUUUCGCCGGACACGCCGGGCCCGUCUAUGGACAUCACCGGGUGUUCGAUGCCCUCGCCAGAUGAGGCAGCCUCUCGCAGAUCUUCUGGGGUCAUGCCUGAGGGGCAGGCCAACACGCCUUCUGCUCGUCUGAGCGACAAUAUGGACGGUUGCUCCGACGCAAUUCGUGCUUCGAGUGACCCCACCGUUCUGGCGGCUGUCCUGUUUGCCAAUGGCUCUGCUGCAGGUAACGGCGACACGUCGGGUCGCUCCAGUGCUCGUAACAGCUCCGUGGAAGGGAGACCGAGUAGCUCGCGACAUGGGCCGCCUAGUGGUCGACGCCAGCACGCGAAUACAGCGUCGUCGGGACGCACAUCGGGGCCCUCGAAUUCACAGCGGAACAGUUGCACUCGCACGCACAGCGUCAGCACCUACAGCAACAACAUGACACCGAUCUCUCCGUCUACGAAUGCCACUAGUUUCCUCAGUGUGGACAGCGAUGACAAGGGCUUCCCCCGCGAAAGCAUCAGUCGGAGUGACGGCGAAUGGGACCGGGCGUACACGCGACCGGCCACAUCGAACCACCCACAAGUCAGCGCUGCAUACCCGAGCACUCGCCGGGCCUCCGAUCCGCACAAUUACGAUGCUGCCAAGGUGACGUCGCCGGUGGGGAAUGGGACGAGCAGCUCGGCACAAUCCACGACGACGACUGGAAGCAUGAAAAACGAUGGGCGUGGGCCCCGGUGGGACGAGCACGGGUCCAAGGAGCACGCACCACCGCGCAAACUGCCGAAGCGACGAAGCCGACUGCGGUUGGCGUUCUGGAAGCGGCGCACACAUCACUCGCAUCAGCACGAGCUGAGCGGGGAGACGUGAUGGCCCGGAAAGUUGAUUGGAUUUCAGUUUUCUCUUGUUUUCUCGUUUGGGAUGAUUCACGGUGUUCCUGGCGGGUUGGAUUUUCGCGAGUGAGCAAAACGUGGGUUGGGAUUACAUGGGCACAUAUGAAUGGGAAACAUUCUGGUGACGACUCUGGAUUUUAUGAUGGAAUUGCAUGAUUUGACGACCGGCUCGGUGGAUAUAGCUAUAUCUGAGCUUUUGACGAUGAUGCACAGCCAGACAUUGCGCUGGUCUAGCUGGCAUGGCACUUGACUUCUUCGAUACUCUUCUUUUUUUUUUUUUUCUUCUUCUUCCGAUCUUUUUUCUCUUCUUUCACUUCACAUUAUCCAUUUUACACAUUGACCGUUUCAUUUUCAUUUGUCACC